AUGCUUUUCAGAACCCUGGUGAUUUCUGUGCUCGUUGCACUAGCUGUUUCAUAUCCCGCCCAGAAAUCAGGAUGUGGUUGUGGAUGUGGAUGUUGUUGUGAACAGGAGGAUCCUACCACGACAACUACAACCACAACAACAACAACAACCACUACCACUGCCCCAACAACACCUGCAUACAGUGAGCCGUGUUGUUGUUGUAGCUGUUGUGAAGUCUAUGAGGAUCCAACCACUACUACCACCACUACCACUACGACAACAACUACCACUACAACUACGACUCCUGCUCCAGAACAACCAUGCUGCUGUUGUGGUGGAUGUAGUAGUAGAAGAGGUACGGCUAGACAGCAGCCAGUACAGCCAGCUCAGGAGUUAGCUGCUGCACCUGUACCGAUUCCCAGCUAUGAAGUGGUCCACGAUAACCAAGUUGCGUUCGGAAACGUUGAGGCAUGUCCGGAUGGUUGGAGAAGCUAUGGUGAAUCGUGUUAUUACAUUGAAAUGGAUAAACUUGACUACACCAACGCCAAACAACGAUGUGCUGCAAAAGGAGCCGGGAUGUUUGCUGCCGACAGUAUGGAGGAAUGGGAUGAGGUGAUGUCGUUCACUCCGCUCUAUUUCUGGACUUGGACUGGGAUCGUCAGAGAUAGCGAUGUUGGGCAACCUCAGUUCCAAGGAGGAGCACUGGAUACUUCAAGAUUGAACUGGCUGAUCAAAUCGUCUACGCCGAUGUCGAAUGGAUGGACAUCUGCGUCGAAGUGUGCUGCCUACUAUAACAUGGACCUAACCGCGUCGAACUACAUCUACUUCUAUCCGUGUUCCUAUCAGUACUAUUCGAUUUGUGAGAAGAAACUAAACAAUUGA
This is a messenger RNA of Necator americanus (New World hookworm), 861 nucleotides long. RefSeq lists its product as uncharacterized. NCBI's taxonomy places the organism in Eukaryota, Metazoa, Nematoda, Chromadorea, Rhabditida, Ancylostomatidae. The coding region runs from base 1 to 861 and encodes 286 amino acids. The record is from RefSeq and is a predicted model, not a curated record. The transcript has 7 exons.